CUCAGCGCUCUUUAACUCGUCCCUCUGCUACUUACAAAACCCUUCGUUUUUGCUUCGCCGACCUAGAGAGAGAGCGCCGAGAGCGGAGGCACGAGCUCAAACUCCAGGGAUGGGUGAAGAAGAGGUCAAGACUGGCGCCAUUGUUCCAGCAUCAGUGCUGAAGAAGAGGAAGAGGAGUGAGGAAUGGGCGUUGGCAAAGAAGAAGGCCCUUCAAGCCACGAAGAAGAAAAAUGCUGAUAACAGGAAAUUGAUGUUUAAGAGGGCACAGGAAUAUGCAAAGGAGUACCAAGAGCAGGAGCUUGAACUGGUUAGAUUAAAGCGAGAAGCCAAGUUGAAGGGUGGAUUCUAUGUGAACCCUGAGGCUAAAUUGCUGUUUAUAAUUCGUAUUCGUGGUAUCAAUGCCAUGCACCCAAAGACUAGGAAGAUUUUGCAGCUUUUGCGUUUGAGGCAGAUAUUUAAUGGUGUCUUCCUCAAAGUGAACAAAGCAACUGUGAAUAUGCUGCAUAGGGUUGAGCCUUAUGUGACUUAUGGGUAUCCUAAUUUGAAGAGUGUUAGAGAACUGAUUUACAAGAGAGGCUAUGGGAAAUUGAAACAUCAGAGAACUGCAUUAACUGAAAAUUCCAUCAUUGAAGAGGCCUUGGGUAAAUUUGGCAUCAUAUGCAUCGAAGAUCUCAUUCAUGAGAUAAUGACAGUUGGGCCUCAUUUCAAGGAGGCAAACAACUUCUUGUGGCCUUUCCAGCUAAGUGCUCCGCUGGGAGGUCUGAAAAAGAAGAGAAACCAUUAUGUUGAAGGCGGUGAUGCUGGAAACCGCGAGCAUUACAUCAACGAGUUGAUUAGGAGGAUGAAUUAGUAAUGCUUCAAUACAAUUUCUUCUUCUCCUCAAUUAGUUUAGGAGGCUACCGAGGUCUUAAUGUCGGUUCUUUUACUGAGGAUGCUUUCUUUUUUUAUGAGCUGGAUGUUGAAUGUUUUAAUUUUUGCCGUGAUUUUUCCAUCUCUUUUGAAUAUUUUUAAAUGCCAAUGUGGCUAAGCUUAUCUCAUACAGACCAUCAAUUAUGCUAUGGUGUGAUGAGAAUGCCUGAAACGUAUGUUUCGUUUAUUUUUAUUAUGACCCAUUUUUGCUUCAA
Amborella trichopoda is the source of this 1124-nucleotide messenger RNA. Its product is annotated as large ribosomal subunit protein uL30y. Gene Ontology annotation, molecular function: structural constituent of ribosome; RNA binding. NCBI's taxonomy places the organism in Eukaryota, Viridiplantae, Streptophyta, Magnoliopsida, Amborellales, Amborellaceae. Gene Ontology annotation, cellular component: cytosolic large ribosomal subunit. Gene Ontology annotation, biological process: maturation of LSU-rRNA from tricistronic rRNA transcript (SSU-rRNA, 5.8S rRNA, LSU-rRNA). The record is from RefSeq and is a predicted model, not a curated record.